This is a messenger RNA of Pomacea canaliculata, 4339 nucleotides long. RefSeq lists its product as uncharacterized. NCBI's taxonomy places the organism in Eukaryota, Metazoa, Mollusca, Gastropoda, Architaenioglossa, Ampullariidae. The record is from RefSeq and is a predicted model, not a curated record. The coding region runs from base 1748 to 3796 and encodes 682 amino acids. The transcript has 5 exons.
AAUGAUCGUGGCGGAGGUCGGACGUGUCUGUACCUCAGUGUGAUGAAAUUGUCUGUAUUAAUUUUUUUUAAAAAUACUUUCCAGCCUGUAUUAGUGUAUUAAACACUUUCAGGAGUCACUGUUAUAUAGUUUACGUCAAAAUUGUUCUUGUCAAUGGAUUCCUAACGCAAUAUUGUUAAAAAUGAAUGAAAUCCAAAGCAGGAAAGUACGGCAGUUGAGGAUUACACUGUAAGGUGACUUGUAAUCACUUCUGUGGAAAGUGGUUGAACCGCGUGGUGCGGUGGCGGUGGUACGUCUGUGUUAGUUGUCUGUUUGAUUCAAGAAAAGAUGACCCAUAAAAAACGACCAAAGGAAAGAGAGAACUAGCUCCGACAAUAGUUUGUUGAGAACUUCCACUCUAAACACCACUGAGUACCAAGGAAGAGAAGAGUGACAGUGUGAAAGGGUAGAUAACGUGACUCAAAAAAGUAAACGUCAGUCUCGCGACCGACAGACCCUACUCAUAUAGAAACCUUUCCCACUACAACAAAUGUAAGCAACGAAAUAGUGAGCCGACCUACAAAAAGCGGCUGAAGUGUUGAGGCAACAAAUUCAAUGACAACAUACGCUAACAAAGCAUAUCGACAGCAAAAACGAGCAUUUUUCAACUUAAAAAAGAAAAUGAUGAACUUAAAAAAAUGCUUUAGGAACACUUCAGCAUCAAAUCUAAGAAUUAAGAGAAGAAAAUGCUGGCUUAAGCACCCGUACAAAUGAACAGAAAGAAGAUAAAUUUGCUUGAGCAAUACUCUCAAAGAGUACCUAUAACUUUAUCUUACUUUGAUGUACCUGGAUUGCACUUAUUCAAUGCUCUUUUAAAGCACACACACAUACGCUUACUCACAUAGACACACACAUAUCUGCUGUCCUUAGGAAUGGCUUACUAGGGUUUUGGGACUUGGGAGAGUUUUGUGCCAUCUCACCUUGUAAGUUUAUAGGUUAUUUACUUAGAAUCUUCUUUGAUGAUCUGCUUUACUUGUCCUGAGAUUUUUUUUUAAUUAUUAUUUUAUUUCUUUAUUUUAAGAAGAUGCAUACUUGACCUUGUAAAGGCUCGCAUGUUAUAAAGUCAACCCGCAAGCUUUAAACAAACAAGAACAUUGUCAAAAAAAAUGCAGUAAAAACUGGGGAAAAUUUUUUGUAUCUUGUCAGUUUGUGGCAGAGCCCCCAAUAUAUCCAAAGAGAGUCUGGUUACACUCGGAGAUGUGGGAUAUAUAAUUAGAGCCAGAUAUAAGGUAGAGUAACUUAAUACAUAAAGUAAAAAUCUAAACCCAUAAAAACUAAGCAUAAAACAUACACAUGCCAGCUUUAUAAAGACAAGAUUCUAAAAGGAAAAUCUAUAACAGGCUAAAGGUCAUUGAUUUCUGUCAGAUGAUGAGAUGCAUUCUAGAUAUGUCAGUAUAACUGUAAGAGUGAAAGUUCAUAUUCCCCCGAUGAUGACAAACAGUAUAGGAUUUUCAUUAAGAGAAAUUUUGCACCUCACCAGCGAUAAUAUUCAGUGUGAGGAAAAUGACCCAUUGAAAAAAAUAGCUGAUAGGAUAUUUUGAGUUAGGGUAGCACAUUAGACCAUAAAGGCGUGCCUUAGGUCACUGUAUUUUGUUGUAGUAAGAAAGAACACUUACUGUGUGCGAGUGAUGUAGUCAUAUACUUAAAGAAUUAAAGUAACUUAUACAAACAAAAGAAUAACGUUUGUCUUUGUAGUCAUAAAGACAUAAUGAACAGUUGUAUGUGUAUUCAUAAUUAUACAUUUGUUUUCAUUUGCAGUUUUGGAUGCAGAAAAAUGGUACCUGAUGAUAAAGUGGAGCUGGACCUUUCAACAUAUGAAUUACUUGAAUUUGAAGUUGAAAGUUUUUCAGAAAUUAAUGGCAAUGAAAGAAUUCAGUUCAUAUCUCACAAGUGCUAUGGACGGGGAAAAUCACUUGAAGAUCUUACAGUACCACGGAUGCCUUUUGUCUGUCAGAAUCAGAAGGAGGACAAACAUAUGAUGUCAGCUAGUGUGAGUGAGUCUCGUCAUUCACAAAGACAUACUUUUAAAGGAAGAGGAAGAGGAAGGGCACGGCUUCUGCAGGAACAGGUGAAGCAUAUGUCAUCUGUGCCAGGACAUCAAUCAAACUCUUUUAAAUAUAUUGCUUCGAACCACAUACCUACAAGUUUGGAAGGAGGUUACUCCAUGGUUGUCCAAAAUACUGACGAGUCUUAUCCCACUCUGACAGAUUCUUCAUGCUCACAACAACUGAAAGUGACUUCUGAGACUUGCUCAGAGUUUUCUCCUUUGAAUAUUUCUCAUAUAAGUACAAAUCAUGAUGGAAAAUGUGAUAAAGAGGCUGGUAAAGCAAAAAAGAAAAAAAUUAAAUACAGAACUCUAACUAGUUUCAUAACUGAAGCAUGCAGUGAAACAAAGCCUCAGCUUAAGUACCUGGAGAGAAAUAACUAUGCUGAUGUGAACCAUAAACCAGAUUCUGGUGGUAGACAUUCAGUACUACAGCCAUCUUUACAUGAGACAUCUUUUUUGGAUUCAGAUUACUGUGGCUCUAACCAUCAACUACCCACAACUUUUACUCAUUAUGUUGCAAAAGAUUUAUCAAAGGAAGAGGUAUCCUAUGAUACCUCUUUUGACAGUUUAGGUUUACAGAAUGAAGAAAAUGGAGAACAUGUUGAUGAAGAUGUCAGUUGUUUAGAUGCUAUGGAAAAGAGCAUGACAUGUGAUGGAUCAGAUGCAAAACAUGUUUUAGAAAACAUUUCUGUGGUUUACACCACCACUAGUACAAUGUGUGAGAAGAGUAAUGAAUGUUGUGCAAUAGACAAUUCUUCUCAAAAGCUUUUGACAAGUGCUGAAGGAGAUACAACAAUUGAAGACCUUGAAGAUGUCAAGCAUCCAUCCGAAAAUAACGAUAAGGUAGCAAAAAACAGACCAGUAGUCAUGAAUGAAGAAAAUAGAGAACAUGCUGAUGAAGAAGGUAUAACGGAAAAGAGAAUAACAUGUGAUGGAUCAGAUGCAAAACAUGUUUCAGAAAAGAUUUCUGUGGCUUACACCACCACCAGUACAAUAUGUGAGAAGAUUAAUGAAUGUUGUGCAAUAGACAAUUCUUCUCAAAAGCUUUUGACAAGUGCUGAAGGAGAUACAACAAUUGAAGACCUUGAAGAUGUCAAGCAUCCAUCCGAAAAUAACGAUAAGGUAGCAAGAAACGGACCAGUAGUCAUGAAUGAAGAAAAUAGAGAACAUGCUGAUGAAGAAGGUAUAAUGGAAAAAAGAAUAUCAUGUGAUGGAUCAGAUGCUAAAAACCUUUCAGAAAGCAUUUCUGCGGAUUACACCACCACCAGUACAAUGUGUGAGCAGAUUCAUGAAUGUUUUAUGGUAGACAACUCUUCUCAAAAACUUUCCACAACUGCUAAAAGAGAAGAAACAAUUAAAGACCUUGAGGAUGUCAAUCAUCCAUCUAAAAAUAGGAAUAAGGGGAUAAUAAACGAGCCAGUAACCAAGAAACUGUACAGUUCAUGGAAGCUUGAAGGUUCAGAUGUGAUUCAAAUAGACAAUGUGCCAAAGAAAUGUGGCAAGGAAUUGGAAACUCUUGUUGCAAGCUUUGCUACCAUCUUGACUUCCAUGAAAAAAGCAAAGAAAGGGACUAAUUCUUUUCGUUUCAAACUGAACUCCAAAGAAGCUUGUGAUUGGACUGUGUCUUGUCUACAUAAAGCGGAAAUAUUUCCAGACACUGUGCUGAACUGUUACCUUGUGGAAGAAGAAUUGCCUAACACAGAGCUUUGAGCUGCUAAUGCAUUUGAGAAUAAGUGCUUUGGGCAGCUGUGAUGAAAAAAAAUCUAUUACAAAGUAUAUCAAGAUCUAAAAUUAUUUCAUUGAUUAGAAAGAUUGAUUUGUGAAAAGUUAAAAUGUCAGUUUUGCUUUUACAGUAUUUCAAAACCAAGUUUAUAGUGUAUUUGUAUUUUUUCCUUGCUUUAAUUUGAAUGUGAAAAGUCUUAGCUUGUUAAUUUUUGAAAGAUACUUAAUAUUUUUUAAAAAUAUCAAAUAUUUGAAAAAUAGGGUUAUCAGCUUGUUGUCUUUUAAACACUUGAAUCUUUUAAGCAUGAAAAAUUUGAAUUUCAAGAGUGAGGGAGUGAGUCUUUGUGGACAGAUAAGCAGUUAGCAGAGAGAAAAAGUAUUUAGUUUUACCUAAUUUUCUUACUUAUGGGUUGUCUUUUAAAUUUUAAGUUAUAUUUUAAAUCUGGAUUAUUUUUUUAUAUUUAAAAUAUGUUGAGAGAUAAUUGUGAUGUUCCUAUAAUGCUUUAAUAAAUCAGACUUCCGUUGUGUUUC